AUUACUGUUGUAGUGAUUUGAGUCUGUGUGUGUAUGUCGCCAUUAUUUUAUCAACUGUGUAGACCUCGGUUCAUAGUAACCUAUUGCUUUAUAAUUGUGAUAUAAAAAAAUGAUUUCAUUUCGAUUGUUUUUUUUUCUCCAACAUAGGACUUUGAUAUUUUUGUAACAACUACAGUACUAUAGUAUCUAGUUAGCUAACGUGAACUGUUUCUCGCUAGCUUGGCUGACUGACGGACUGGCCAUCCAGCUAGGGACAAGGCUUGCAAAAAUCUAGCAUAAUCUGUCAUUUUUAUUUUAACAGCAAUUCGGCGUGUUAAGUAGUUGGUGAGGUUAGUUAACUAACUGUCAUCUUGCCUUUUGGUUAGCUAAUAUCCUCAAGACGGCAGAUCACGACAUUAUAGUUACGUUAACCGGCGGUGGCUACAUAGCUAGCUGACUAGCGGAUAUAACUAGCUACAGUAGCUUGUUAGCAAAUCGUAUUUCCACAAGGAUUUGAAAGAAGUUAGUAGUUGGAGUCUACUGAUACGGCGCUGACAACAUCAUUCAGGUUUGCAAGUAGGUGGCCGAGCUUGACAAGAUGUCAGAGGGAGAAGGGAAGCAGGUGUUGGACUCUGUCCAGGAGGGGAAACCAGAGUCUAUUGUCGCUGCCCCCACCGGUCAGAGUGUGUCAUCCGUGUCCCCCCCAGUGUCCACUGUGACUCAGCCCCCUGCGACAGAGGACGAGGAAGAGGAGAGCGAGGACGAGUCAGAGAUUCUGGAGGAGAGCCCGUGUGGACGCUGGCAGAAACGCAGAGAGGAGGUGAACCAGCGCAAUGUCCCUGGGAUUGACAAUGCCUACCUGGCCAUGGACACAGAGGAGGGUGUGGAGGUGGUGUGGAAUGAGGUCAUGUUCUCAGAGCGGAAGAACUUCAAGCUGCAGGAGGAGAAAGUCAAAGCGGUGUUUGACAACUUGAUCCAGUUGGAGCAUCUGAACAUUGUCAAGUUUCACAAAUACUGGGCUGAUGUGAAGGAAAAUAGGGCCAGGGUCAUUUUCAUCACAGAAUACAUGUCUUCAGGAAGCCUGAAGCAGUUUCUGAAAAAGACCAAGAAAAACCACAAGACAAUGAAUGAGAAGGCCUGGAAGCGCUGGUGUACACAGAUACUGUCUGCUCUCAGCUACCUGCACUCCUGUGACCCUCCCAUCAUCCACGGCAACCUGACCUGUGACACCAUCUUCAUCCAGCAUAAUGGCCUCAUUAAGAUUGGCUCAGGUGGGUCAGUGGCCCCAGACACCAUCAACAACCACGUCAAGACGUGUCGGGAGGAGCAGAAGAGCCUGCACUUCUUUGCUCCUGAGUAUGGAGCUGUUGCAGACGUCACCACUGCAGUGGACAUUUAUUCCUUUGGAAUGUGUGCCUUAGAGAUGGCUGUACUGGAGAUCCAGAGCAACGGCGAGUCGUCGUAUGUGUCCCAAGAAGCCAUCAACAGUGCCAUUCAGUUCCUGGAGGAUCCGCUGCAGAGGGAGUUCAUCCAGAAGUGUCUGGAACAGGACCCCAGCAAGCGGCCCACGGCCAAAGAGCUGCUGUUCCACCAGGCCCUGUUCGAGGUGCCCUUACUGAAGCUGCUGGCAGCGCACUGCAUCGUCAGCCACCAGCACAUGAUUCCAGAAAAUGCUCUUGAGGACAUGACGAAGAACAUGGACCUCAACCUGGUGAUCGUGGAGGUCAAGGACGGAGUUCAGAUGAAGCUUUCCCAGUUCCCUGCUCUUGAGCUGGACAAGUUCCUGGAAGAUGUGAGGAAUGGGAUCUACCCGCUGACAGCUUUUGGGGUGCCCGGCCCCAAGCAGCCCGAGCAGGAAGCAGUGAAGUCCCCCAUCGUGCCCCCAUCAGUCAAAAGCCCCACCCCCGAGCCUGCAGAGCUGGAGACCAGGAAGGUCCUACAGAUGCAGUGCAACAUCGAGCCUGUUGAUGAGGGCGCCAAACAUCACCUUACGCUGUUGCUGAAACUUGAGGACAAGUUGAACAGGCACUUAAGUUGUGAUUUGUUACCAAAUGAGAAUGUGCAGGAGCUGGCCGUGGAGCUCGUUCAGCUGGGAUUCAUCAGCGAGGGCGACCAGCCACGACUCGCUUCGGUUCUGGAAGAGGCCUUCUCUAAGUUCUACAGCCGGAACGGAUUCUUGAAUCCGGUCACCGUCUCCUCAUAGCAGAGGAGCCUCUCCUCAACCACUCCCCCCGUCAUCAUCCUCUCACACAGGACUUUGCUGUCGCUCACAAAAAAAUUAUUGUGGGAAAGCUUUGCAGGGACAUGGGGAAGCCUGUCCCUGUCCCACCCCCCACUAGGUGUUUUAGUAUUUUUGUACUUAUGCUUCUAGUAUAUUUUGUGUAGCCAUUUGCUUCUGUUUUAAAAGAAAAAACGACUCGUUGUCACUUUAGUCAGUAUUAUGAGCUAUAUUUUGAAAAUUAAGGAGUUUUUACACAACUAUCAGAAUUUUCAGUCUGUGAACGACAAUAUCUUCGGUCUCACGUAUUCCGAUGUACUUAUGCAUGGUGCUGUGUGUGGGCGGAGUCUGGUUGUGAUUGGUCCUCUUCUCUACUUUCUCCCAGCAAAUGAGGCGUCUUCCUUUGAUGUGAGUGUGAUGCCCCCCCCCCCCCCCCCCAACUUCCUUUUGUAUUAUCAGAAUGAGAUGUAGCUGUAGUUAUGACGACACCUUUACCUGAGCUCAGGUGGGGAGUGGGAGAGCUGAUUGCAGUCCAAAUGUUGGGAUGAUUAAUAAGUUAUUUAUCAAUACGGUCUGUCAUGAACUUUCAGCACGGAGCCGGUUGGUUCUUUUAGUGAAUGUUUAGUUCAUUAGGAUCCCCAGUAGUUGUUGCCCAUGCAGCAGCUACUCUUACCUGGGGUCCACAUACAAAUGUGUCAAUUUUAAUUAUUCUAUGAGAAGGAACUUUGUCACUCGACUGUUUCUUACACUCUAACGUUUUAUUUUGCAAAUGUUAGAAAGUGGUCAUGCAUUUUCUCCAAUUUUAUGUUUUGGUGCCAUUUCAGACACAGUGAAACAGUAUUCAUGUAAGGACCUCUGGUUUACACUUUAAGACUAUUGGUUUACCUCAAUAGUCACAUUCCUUAACAAAUAAAUUGACUCAUAACGUG
Molecule: messenger RNA, 3126 nt
Organism: Salvelinus namaycush (lake trout)
Lineage: Eukaryota; Metazoa; Chordata; Actinopteri; Salmoniformes; Salmonidae
Gene: nrbp1
Product: nuclear receptor binding protein 1
Exons: 18
Coding region: 578-2182 (534 amino acids)
Biological process (GO): protein phosphorylation; endoplasmic reticulum to Golgi vesicle-mediated transport; intracellular signal transduction
Cellular component (GO): endomembrane system; cytoplasm
Molecular function (GO): ATP binding; protein kinase activity
Source: RefSeq, a predicted model, not a curated record